AGGUCAGCUCAAAACAUGGAGAGAGGAGCAAAGAGACAAAGAGGAGGUGAUAGUGAGGAGGGGGCCGGGGGCAGGGGCUCGGCGGAGAGGCCGCCGUGGGGGGAGGCCGAGGUGCUGGCUCUGGUGGCGGCGUGGGACGAGGCGGGAGGCCGGCGCGCCGACACCAGAGCCACGUUUGAGUCCAUCUCAGAGCGCCUGAGGAGGCUCAGCGUGGAGCGCGGCUGGUGGGAGUGUCGGGCCAAGUGCCGGAGCCUGGGCCUCCAGAGCGCCACCCCGGGAGGAGGGGGGAGGACGGAGGAGCGCUGGGAGGAGGAGGAGGAGGAGGAGGAGGCGAGCCACACAGGAAGCUUCCCGAUGCAGGAAGGCCUGAAGGCGCCGCCGCCGCCGCCCCCCCGGGCCCCCGCCCUGGCCGCCGCCGAGGAGGGCGGCCGCCACUGGACGGACGACGAGGUGCGGGCGCUGCUGUGCGUGUGGGCCGACCGGCGCGUGCGGGAGCGCCUCAAGUGCACGCUGCGCAACAAGUCCAUCUUCCAGGAGAUGGCGCGCCGCAUGCAGAGGGGCUUCGGCGUCGUGCGCAACUGGAAGCAAUGUCGGACCAAAUACAAGAACCUCAAGUACGACUACAAGACCGCCAGGAGCGCCCACGCCGCGGGAGGCGCCGGGGCGGGGGGGGGCGGCCCGGGGAAGUACAUGAAGUUCUUCGACGAGGUGGAGGCCAUCCUGCUGGACCGGGGGCCGGACUACGGCGCCGCGGAGACGCAGGCGAGGCCGAGCGAGGGAGGGGGCGGGGCCGGGAGGCUGCGGGCGCCGCCGGCCGAGGAGAGCGAGGUCGUCAUCGAGAUCGAAGACGACGACAACAGCGAUGGUGACGAUAUGGAGGAAGAUGUGGGGGCAAAGUGGAGAGGAACAGAUGGCCACCUAACGCUCUGCGACCCGUCCGGCUCCGAGCAGUUCCACGUGGUCACGGUGGCGGACACGGGCCGCAACUGGAGCGACCAGGAGGUCCGGGCGCUGAUCCGCGUCUGGUCCGACCGGCGCGUGUGCCGCCAGCUGGAGAGCUCCACCAGGAAGAGGGACAUCUUCGUCCAGAUCUCCAACCGGCUGAUGCAGCAGGGCAUCGAACGCGACUGGAAGCAGUGCCACACCAAGUACAAGAACCUCAAGUACCUCUACCGCUCGCUGCAGAGGGGGCGGAGCUCCGAGGCCGACCCGAGGCGCCUCAUGAGGUUCUACGACGAGGUGGACGCCAUCAUGAACCGCCCCGCCGACGGCUCGCCGUACCGCGCGGGGGGGCUCCUGCCGUCGGAGGGCGGCGAGGAGAACGAGCCCGACCAGACGAACGGGGCGAGCGAGACGGGGGGGGCGGCGACAGACGACCCCACAGACAGAGACUCCGCCUCCUCGGUGAGCCUCGACGUUACCCCGGGCAACAGCAAACCGGUACCGGAGCGCCGCUCGGAUCCGAUCCGAUCCAGCUCUUGUGAAACCCAAGUGAAGACAGAAGAACCCCCCCCCGCCAGCCGAAGGAAGAGGAAAGCAGCGGAUGGAGACGUCACACUCCAAACCCCCCCAAAGAAGCUUCCCUGUGACACCACGGAGUGCAAAGAGGAGCCGGAUCACAUCCCCAUCAUGAAGAUAGACUCUGUGUGCUCGAUGCCCUCGCAGGCUCCGCCCCCAGACAGCGAGGAGAGUCGCUCGCGGCAGACCUUCACCAUGACGUCCUCCCCCCCAGAGCUGAAAGUCGGCCAGAAGCUGAACGAGGGGAAGACGAAGCAGAUCUUCCUCCUGGAGGAUCAGCCCGGGAUGGUCCUGGUCCAGUCCAAGGACCAGAUCACGGCCGGGAACGCCGUGAGGAAGGACCAGAUGGAGGGCAAGGCGGCCAUCGCCAACGGGACCGCGGGCUGCGUGUUCCGCCUCCUGCAGGACUGCGGCAUCAAGACGGCCUUCGUGAAGCAGCACUCGGACACGGCCUUCAUCGCCGCCCACUGCGAGAUGAUUCCCAUCGAGUGGGUCUGCCGCAGAGUGGCCACGGGGUCCUUCCUCAAGAGGAACCCGGGGGUCAAGGAAGGCUACCGCUUCUCCCCCCUCAAGAUGGAGAUGUUCUUUAAGGACGACGCCAACAACGACCCCCAGUGGUCCGAGGAGCAGCUGCUGGAGGCCAAGUUCUCCCCGGCCGGGCUCGCCAUCGGCCAGUGCGAGGUGGACGUGAUGAGCCGCAGCACCGUGGCCAUCUUUGAGAUCCUGGAGAAGUCCUGGGCCACUCAGGACUGCACGCUGGUGGACAUGAAGAUCGAGUUCGGGGUGAACGUGAAGACCAAGGAGAUCGUCCUCGCCGACGUGAUUGACAACGAUUCAUGGCGUCUGUGGCCGGCCGGAGACCGGAGUCAGCAGAAAGAUAAGCAGGUGUACCGCGACCUGAAAGAAGUGACCCCCGAGGCCAUGCAGAUGGUGAAGAGGAACUUUGAGUGGGUCUCUGAGAGGGUCAAGCUGCUGCUGGAGCCUCGGGCCGGCGGCAGGGUGGUGGUUCUGAUGGGCUCCACCUCGGACCUGGCUCACUGUGAGAAGAUCAGGAAGGCCUGCACCUCCCUCGGGGUCCGCUGCAUCCUGAGGGUCACCUCGGCACACAAGGGUCCCGACGAGACGCUGCGCAUCAAAGCCCAAUAUGAAGGUGACGGCGUGCCCACCGUGUUCGUAGCGGUGGCCGGAAGAAGCAACGGCCUCGGCCCGGUGAUGUCCGGGAACACGGCGUAUCCCGUCAUCAACUGCCCGCCCCUCACCCCGGACUGGGGGGCGCAGGACGUCUGGUCCUCCCUGCGCAUGCCGAGCGGUCUGGGCUGCUCCACCAUCCUCUCCCCCGAGGCCGCCGCCCAGUUCGCGGCUCAGAUCUUCGGGCUGACCGACCACCUGGUGUGGGGCAAGCUGAGGGCCUCCAUGCUCAACACCUGGGUGGCCCUGAAGCUGGCCGACCAGAAGCUGCAGGCCUGCAGCCUCUGAGGCGGCGCCUCGCUCGGGGCUCCGCCCCCUUUUCCUCCUGCCUUUCUCCCGCCGAAACGCUUCCAUUAAAAUAGAGUUCAGUGCUUCUGUAGUGGUUUUGUCCCAUGAAACCUUUUCCCCAGCAGAUACUCGGCAUGUCGCAGCAGGAGAACAUUCCAUCGUGUGACUCGCCGUCGGGCUAAUGGGAAACUAAAUGAUGACUAAAUCAGAUUCACCGCCAUCACGAGGCUGAAUGUCUAUUUCUGCUCACUAACUUUUGCAAAUAAAUACCUUUCUGACGCAAUAAUGAA
Pungitius pungitius (ninespine stickleback) is the source of this 3284-nucleotide messenger RNA. RefSeq names its product phosphoribosylaminoimidazole carboxylase, phosphoribosylaminoimidazole succinocarboxamide synthetase (gene paics). Gene Ontology annotation, molecular function: phosphoribosylaminoimidazolesuccinocarboxamide synthase activity. The transcript has 15 exons. Gene Ontology annotation, cellular component: cytosol. Gene Ontology annotation, biological process: 'de novo' IMP biosynthetic process. The coding region runs from base 16 to 2994 and encodes 992 amino acids. NCBI's taxonomy places the organism in Eukaryota, Metazoa, Chordata, Actinopteri, Perciformes, Gasterosteidae. The record is from RefSeq and is a predicted model, not a curated record.